This is a messenger RNA of Hemicordylus capensis (graceful crag lizard), 5483 nucleotides long. Its product is annotated as transmembrane protein 132D-like. The record is from RefSeq and is a predicted model, not a curated record. Lineage: Eukaryota; Metazoa; Chordata; Lepidosauria; Squamata; Cordylidae. The transcript is spliced from 9 exons. The coding region runs from base 443 to 3742 and encodes 1099 amino acids.
AAUGCCACUGCCGGCUGGGAGAGGUUUCUUCAGCCUCCUGCGUGCGUCCUCGCUGGCUUUGCAGGGAUGCGCGAGUGAGCCGCGUUUCCCGAUCCCACUUCCCUCUCCAUCCCUCCACUCCUAGCUUUCGCGGGCGUUUAUUGACGUAGAGACCCGCUCUUCUGCGCCUGGGAAGCUCUAAGCCCGGGAGAUAGUCUUCGACCAUCACUAUGACUAUCACCAUCAUCGUUAUUAUUAGCUGAAAAGGAUUAAACCAACCAACCAACCAAAAAACCCCAACAAAACCCACUUUGGCAAGAGCAGGUAAAGAAGACCCCAAGCCCUGCUGGAGAAGAUAUGUGUGACUAUCUACAAAUGGCUUUUUCUGGGAGGGGUGAACUGGGGGGAAAUAUGCAGGCUGUGACUGCAAAGUAGCAAGGAUCUAAGUUCCCUGCAGCCCAGGAUGGGGGUCUUUGGGCAGGGCGAGGUCCCCCCUCUCCUCUGGCUGCUGCUUUUCAGCCUGGCUGUGGUGUUCUCCAAAGUGACGGAGAGCAGAGGGAUCUUGGAGAGCAUCCAGAGAUUUUCCUUGCUGCCGACGUACCUGCCCGUUAGCUACCGCAUCCACAAUGCGGACGUCUCCUUCUUCCUCAAAGAAGCCAACCAGGAUAUUAUGAGGAACUCUAGCCUGCAGUCACGAGUGGAGUCCUUCCUAGUCUAUAAAUCCAAGAGGCCUCCCAUCCUGAAUGCCACCUAUGGGCCCUUUUCAAUUGAGCAAGUGGUUCCCCAGGACUUUCUGUCCCCUUCCAACCCCUUUGGGUCAAUGGCCCCCAAGUUCUCCUUCAACUGGAAGCUGAAGGCAUACAUCAUGAACACCAAGAUCUACCCCAACAGGCCCAAAGUCCAGAUUCUCUUCUAUAUUGUCGGGAGAGACUGGGAUGAUUACAGUGUUGCUGAGAGGUUGCCUUGCUUGAGGGUCUUUGCUUUCCGAGAGACGAGGGAAGUCCGAGGCAGCUGUCGGCUGAAGGGGGAUCUGGGAUUGUGCGUGGCCGAACUGGAUCUCCUUCCCAGCUGGUUUAACCCACCCACGGUGGUUGCUGGCCGUAAGAAACUGCUGAACCAAUCAGAAGGCAGUCCAGUGGAACUUUACUAUGCCAUCCAGCCGGGGGAUGAGAAGGAGGAUUGCACCAAGGAGGACCCAAGGAAAAACAAUGGGAUCAGACCUGGACGCAAUGAUAUUGAUGAAUCGGGGCCACCCUUGCAGAGGAUUGGUAGCGUUUUCCUUUACCAGACACGGGGCAGCCCUUCCUUGCGGGAAAUGAACUUGGAUAGUAACAUUGCUAUCCAGUAUAUACCAAAGACUGUCAAGCAAGGGGAUGUUCUGACCUUCGUGGUGUCCAUCGCAAAAAACUCAACAGAGGACCAGUUCACAUUGAGGGCAACAGUGAAGAAAGGUGUGAACGUUUUCAGCAUCAGAGCCAGCAAUCCAUACAUCUGGGAUGUCCAAAAGAGUGUGAAUUAUCUUGGGAAAUAUACACCAGCGGUUAUAUACUGUCGAAGGAAAUCUCCUCCUGGAAAGAGUGCGGAUGCUCCCCCUUCUGAGAUCAUGCAGAUCGAUUUUGAAAUAGAAGAUCUGAGUGAAUUGCCAGGGACCCAGCUGAUUACGUGGCAAGUUGAAUAUCCCGGAGAAAGAACAUCUGAUUUGGGUGUCUCCGCAUUCUUGGCAAGCCAGAAGGAUCUGGUUGGUGUUCUUCCAUUGGCCAUGGAAGCCGAGAUCCUGAAUACCGCCAUCCUCACUGGGAAGACUGUAGCCGUUCCUAUUAAGGUCAUCUCAGUGGAAGAUGAUGGAACCAUCACUGACCUUCUAGAAUCUGUGGAGUGCCGGUCCUCUGAUGAAGAUGUGAUUAAGGUCUCCGAGAGAUGCGACUACGUCUUUGUCAAUGGGAAGGAAAUGAAAGGCAAAAUGAAUGUUGUCAUUCAUUUCACGUACCACCAUUUGAGUGCCCUGUUGGAAAUGACCGUGUGGGUGCCCCGUCUCCCUCUGCAGAUUGAGGUCUCUGACACAGAGCUAAAUCAGAUCAAGGGGUGGCGAAUUCCCAUCGUCUCCAAUAAGAGACCAGCUCGAGACAGCGACGAUGAAGACGAGGAGGAGAGGAAGGGGAAAGGGUGCACUCUCCAGUACCAGCACGCCAUGGUACGGGUCCUCACGCAGUUUGUAGCUGAGGCCUUGGACCCUGGCAGCCAGACGGCAUAUCUCCUGGGCUCAGAUUGGCAAGUGGACAUCACCGAGCUGGUGAGCGACUUCAUCCAAGUGGAAGAGCCAAGAAUCGCCAAGCUGCAAGACGGACAGGUGUUGGUUGGACAGGAACUAGGAAUGACGACCCUUCAGAUUCUGUCUCCUCUUUCUGAUGCCAUCUUGGCUGAGAAGACCGUGACCGUUCUGGAUGAGAAGGUGACUAUUACUGAUCUGGGAGUCCAACUGGUGACGGGGCUUUCACUCUCCUUGCAGCUCAGCCCAGGAAGCAACAAAGCCAUCUUUGCCACCGCAGUAGCGCAGGAAAUUCUCCAGACACCAAAACAGGAAGCAGCAAUCAGUUGCUGGAUCCAGUUCAGCGAUGGGGCAGUCAUGCCCUUGGACAUUUAUGACAUCAAGGAUUUCUCCCUGGUGACCACAUCUCUGGAUGAGAAAGUGGUCUCUGUUCGCCACAGUCCCAAAUUUAAAUGGCCCCUCAUUGUUGCUGAGUCGGAAGGCCAGGGACCACUCGUGAGGGUGGAGAUGGUGAUUAGUGAAUCGUGCCAGAAGUCCAAAAGGAAGAGUGUUAUGGCUGUUGGGACUGGGAAUAUCAAGGUCAAGUUUGGGCAGAAUGACGCGAACCCAAACACCAGUGACAGCAAGCAUGGUGGGGCCGGUGUGCACUUGGAGAACCACACCAGUGGCAGACGUCAGAAAACAACUCUUCAGGACAGAUCUCGGCAAGAUGGGCCCUAUUAUAGCUCGUCAAUGGGCCAAGAGGAAACCAGAGGGGCCACCACCCAGAAGUCCAUUCUGAGCAGGAAAGAGGACCAAGAGAGCCUUCUGGAUGAUGACAGCCAUAUGCAGAACAUCCCGAUAGACAUCACCAGUUUCCCAGCACAAGUGGACCUGCCGAGAAGCAAUGGAGAUUUAGAAGGGAAUGACCUUGUGGAGACACCCAGGGGCCUAAGCGACUUGGAGAUUGGAAUGUAUGCUUUGUUGGGAGUCUUCUGCUUGGCCAUUCUGGUCUUCCUCAUCAACUGUGUCACCUUUGCCUUGAAGUACAGGCACAAGCAGGCUCCCUUCGAAGAGCAAGAGGGCUUGAGCCAUUCUCAUGACUGGGUAGGGAUGAGUAAUAGGACAGAACUGCUGGAGAACCACCUCAACUUCUCCACCCAGCAGGAGGAGUGCAUUACAGCUAUUGACCGAGGGGUAGAUUUGGAGGAAAGCAAAUAUCUCCUUAAUGCCAAUACCCAGAAGAACCUCAAUGGUCAAGUCUUCCGGUCCUCAGACUCUGCUGCCUUUCCUGAAGGGAAGGAGCUGAAGAGCGAACCAACGGCCUCACCAACCUCUAAGCGGAAACGAGUGAAGUUCACCACUUUCACUACCAUCUCAUCAGACGAUGGAUGCCCCACGGUCAACUCCAUCUUGACCAGCAGUGAGGAUGAUAUCAAAUGGGUUUGCCAGGACAUGGACCUGGGGGAGUGUAAGGAACUAAGAAACUAUAUGGAAAGGUUACAUGAAAAUGCAUAAUGAUACACCAGAGACUGUUUGGGUUGAUUUCUUCUUUUUCCACUCACCUUUCUGCCUUUAAUUUGGGGUAUUGGGGCAAAAGAAACCAACAUUGAACAAUCAAAAUGGCAGCUGGUUUGGUUUACAAUGGAACUUUGACAAAGAGCUGGAAUCCGAUCGUAGUCCUGAACAGCACUUCUUGUCUCUGUGCUUCUUAGGGAAGAUGUUUGGGAAAUAUUCUGAUGCAAGGCAAAUGACAUGGGGGAAAUAAAAAAAGAAAAAGAAAAAUAGCAAUCUAAUAAGAUCUCAUUCUUUCAGCCUGCCCAGGAAAUCAAUAAGAAAUAGCAAACUUCGACUCGAAAAUUGGAUAUUACAUAACGUAAUGCAGCCUUAAUUCUUUGUAUGGGAGGGUUGGUCAUGGUUCUCAAAGCUGGAAUGGGAUUCUCAAAACAGAACUGAUUGCCAGGAAAUGUAGGACUGACAGAAGGAAGCACUUUUUUUUACACAAAGCAUAAUUAACUGAUGGAAUUCCUGGCCAUGGGAUGUGGUGACAGCCACCAGCCUACAUGGCUUUAAGAGGGGCUUAGACAAAUUCAUAGAGGAAUGGCUACUAGUCUGGUGUCUGUGGGCCACCUCCAGCUUCAGAGGCAAGAUGCCUCUAAAUACCAGUGGCAGGGGAGCAACAACAAGAGAGAGGGCAUGUCUGUGGGCUUCUCAGAGGCAUCUGGGGGGCCACUGUGGGAAACAGGAUGAUGAACUAGAAGGGCAUUCUUGGGCCUGAUCCAACAGGGCUGUUCUUAUGUUCUUAGACUAGCAAAAGGCAAUUGGUUAGCCAAGGAGGUAAGAAAGAGAGUGGAUGGAAUUUUUCAGUUGAAGGGGUCAAUGGACCCAGGAACAUGGAGUUGCUUCGACAGAGUUGGGAAUAAGCAAAGGAAGCAGAGGAAAUAUUUUGUGUAUAAUUGUGUCUGAUGGGUGGUUAACCUACUGGGCUAUUCGCCUGCCAUUCAGGGAGGAAGGUCCCAGCUGCCAUGUGUAAUGGAAGAUGGAACGUUAAGUCAAUGCAACUGGGUGGCUCUGGCACACUUCGGUGGCAAGCCUAACUAAGCAUGCUUGCUUGGAAGGAAGGCUGGCUUGUCAGGUUGGUGAGGACGGGCAUUUGCAAGACUUAUUAGGGGCUCCUGCCUGCUGUGACUCAGCACUGCCAUCUUGGAUCACUUUUGGCACAGGGUCCAGCCUUGUCCAGUAUAUCUAGAUCUCUUAGCAAGAAAGGGUGAAUGACUGGGUCAACUGUGAUGGCACAAGGUAUUUUGAGGGUUAGGAACAUAGGAAGCUGCCUUCUACUGAGUCAGACCAUUGGUCUACCUUGCUCAGUGUUGUCUACACACACUGGCAGCGGCUUCUCUGGGUUUGCAGGCAGGAGUCUCUCUCAGCCCUAUCUUGGAGAUGCAGCCAGGGAGGGAACUUGGGAACUUCUGCAUGCAGGCAUGCAGUUGCUCUUCCCAGAGUGGCCCCAUCCCCUCAGACAUGUAGUCUCCCAUUCCAGUGCAAACCAGGGCAGACCCUGCUUAGCAAAGGGGACAAUCCAUGCUUGCUACCAUAAGACCGGCUCUUGUCUUUUAGUUCACAUACUCUACUUCUCUCCACACCUACCCCGUUGUGCCUGGUGCUUCCUUCUCCUUACCUGGAACAAUCAGGGGAGCCCUCCUAGGCAAAAAAUUUAGAGCCAGUCCUGCCUGGAAGUCAGUCCCAUUGAAAUGAUGCA